AUGAAUAACCGGAAGGAAGACAUGGAGAUCGCGUCCCACUACCGGCAUCUGCUUCGUGAACUCAACGAGCAAAGGCAUCACGGCGUGCUUUGUGACGUGUGCGUUGUCGUCGAAGGCAAGGUCUUCAAGGCACACAAGAAUGUGCUGCUUGGGAGCAGCCGCUACUUCAAGACACUCUACUGCCAGGUUCAGAAAACAUCUGACCAGGCCACAGUCACCCACCUGGACAUCGUCACAGCCCAAGGCUUCAAGGCCAUCAUCGAUUUCAUGUACUCGGCCCACUUGGCACUGACCAGCAGGAACGUCAUCGAGGUCAUGUCUGCUGCCAGCUUCCUGCAGAUGACAGACAUUGUGCAGGCAUGCCAUGACUUCAUCAAGGCCGCCCUGGACAUCAGCAUCAAGGCCGAUGCCUCUGACGAGCUCACCGACUUCGAGAUGAGCGCCCCCUCCAACAGCAGUGCCGACGCUCUCAUUUCCGCCGUAAUGGCUGGCCGGAGCAUCUCCCCGUGGUUGGCUCGGCGCACGAGUCCCGCCAACUCCUCCGGGGACUCAGCCAUUGCCAGCUGCCAUGAAGGUGGGAGCAGCUAUGGCAAAGAGGACCCAGAGCCCAGGGCCGACGGUCAGGAUGACAUGUCUGCCCCACCGCUGUGGCCAGGGGACAUGGGCUACAUGCCUCUGCGGGUCAAGGAGGAGCAGGUGUCACCGUCUCAUUACGAAGGCACUGAGCUACCCUUGGGCAAGGAUGGGGCACUGCAGGGCACCUUCUCAGAGCAGGGCAGUGGGGACAGCUGGCAGCCCACGGGUCGCAGGAAGAACCGGAAGAACAAGGAGACCGUCCGCCACAUCACGCAGCAGGUGGAGGCCGACAGCCGGGCUGGCUCGCCGGUGCCCUCCUUCUUGCCCACCUCAGGCUGGCCAUUCAGCAGCCGUGACACAAAUGCUGACCUGACCUUGACCGAAGCCAGCAGCUCGGACAUCCGAGAGGAGAGGACUGAGCUGUUUGCACAUGCAGAAGAAAGCCUCCUGGCGGGGGAGGCUAGCUACCUGGGUCCACCCCUGACUCCCGAGAAGGACGAGGCACUGCACCAGGCUGCAACUGUGGCUAACCUGCGGGCAGCGCUCAUGAGCAAGAACAGUCUGCUGUCCCUUAAGGCUGACAUGCUGGGUGAUGACAGCUCCCUGCUUUUUGAAUACCUGCCCAAGGGCACACACUCCUUGUCCCUGAACGAGUUCACAGUGAUCAGGAAGAAGUUCAAGUGUCCGUACUGCAGCUUCUCAGCCAUGCAUCAGUGCAUCCUCAAGCGGCACAUGCGUUCACACACGGGCGAGCGGCCGUACCCCUGCGAGAUCUGCGGCAAGAAAUUCACACGGCGCGAGCACAUGAAGCGGCACACGCUGGUGCACAGCAAAGACAAGAAGUACGUAUGCAAAGUGUGCAACCGUGUGUUCAUGUCAGCAGCCAGCGUGGGCAUUAAGCAUGGUUCGAGGCGUCAUGGUGUGUGUGCUGACUGUGUGGGUCGAGGUGUGGCCGGAGCCCUGGACCAUGGGGGCGGCGAGGGCUCCCCGGAGGCGCUGUUCCCCGGCGACGGGCCCUAUCUGGAGGACACUGAUGACCCCCGUGGGGAGGUCGAGGAAGAGCUGGACGAGGAUGGAGGCCUGGCCCCUGAGGAUGCACUGCUUGGGGAUGAGAAGGACGAGGGGGACUCACCCCGCAGCCCCUCGGGGGAACCUGAUGAGGACUUGGCCUGGGUCUCCUAG
Molecule: messenger RNA, 1758 nt
Organism: Chrysochloris asiatica (Cape golden mole)
Lineage: Eukaryota; Metazoa; Chordata; Mammalia; Afrosoricida; Chrysochloridae
Gene: ZBTB46
Product: zinc finger and BTB domain containing 46
Exons: 4
Coding region: 1-1758 (585 amino acids)
Biological process (GO): regulation of transcription by RNA polymerase II
Molecular function (GO): DNA-binding transcription factor activity, RNA polymerase II-specific; protein binding; RNA polymerase II cis-regulatory region sequence-specific DNA binding
Source: RefSeq, a predicted model, not a curated record